CAGGAGGACUCCAAUCUGCCGAAGCACAGCACCGCUGCUCGCCUUCUUGAGAGGAGAGAGGCAGAGAAUCACAAGCCUUCUCCUCCUCCAUCCUGUGUGUGAGCGUGUGGCUUUUUUCACUGGUACACACGUUGGCUGGUUGAAUCACACAGCACUGUUCGCAUUAGUGGAGGAACUGUGCUGUGUCUUCCAGAAUGCUCAACAAUCUCACAGAAUGUGAAGAGGGCGAUGGGGGACCCAACAAUCAGGGAGAUGCAACUUCCAAGGAGAGCAGCCCCUUUAUCAACAGCAGUGCAAGUGAUGUAGAGAAAAGUCGGCAGUAUGAUGGAAAAAACAUGGCACUGUUUGAGGAGGAGAUGGACACUAGUCCCAUGGUAUCUUCUUUGCUCAGCAGCCUAGCCAACUACUCCAACUUGACACAGGGCAGUAAAGAGCAUGAGGAGGCAGAAAACAACGAGGAAGCACGCAAGAAAACUGUGCAGGCUCCACGCAUGGGCACAUUAAUGGGCGUUUACCUGCCAUGUAUGCAGAACAUCCUGGGGGUGAUUCUGUUUCUCAGGAUGACCUGGCUGGUGGGUGCUGGGGGUGUACUGGGCACCUUCACCAUCGUCUUCAUGUGUUGUUCCACGACUAUGUUGACUGCUAUCUCGAUGAGUGCAAUUGCCACCAAUGGAGUUGUGCCAGCUGGUGGUUCCUACUACAUGAUUUCUCGUUCACUGGGGCCAGAGUUUGGCGGGGCUGUUGGUAUAUGUUUCUACCUGGGCACCACUUACGCUGGAGCCAUGUAUAUACUGGGCUGCAUCGAAAUCCUACUGAUCUACAUUGUGCCAUCAGCUGCUAUAUUUAAAAUGGAGGGUCUGGAGGGAGCAGAGGCCGAGGCAGCACUGUUGAAUAACAUGCGAGUGUACGGUACCAUUGUGCUCUCCUUAAUGGCUUUGGUUGUUUUUGUUGGUGUGAAGUAUGUCAACAAACUGGCCCUUGUGUUCCUCGCCUGCGUUAUUCUCUCCAUCCUUGCUGUCUAUGCUGGGGUCAUCAAGACAUCUUUUGAUCCGCCAGAAUUUCCGGUCUGUGUGCUCGGGAAUCGAACUCUUGUAUCAAAGGGCUAUGACAUUUGUGCCAAGACCAUAGAAAGCGGCAAUGCCACAGUCACCACCAAGCUCUGGAGAGCCUUUUGUGACUCUGAGUUCCUGAAUGCCACCUGUGAUGAGUACUUCACUAACAACAACAUCUCUCAAAUCCAGGGAAUCCCUGGAAUCACCAGUGGUAUCCUGGCAGAGAAUCUUUUCAGUAGCUUUAUGGAGAAAAAUUCUAUCUUAGAAAAACGAGGUCUGCCAGCAACACACGACCCUGACAGCCCACUAACCAACACUAACCGAUAUGUCCUGGCCGACAUCACCAGCUUCUUCACCCUGCUAGUGGGCAUCUACUUCCCCUCUGUAACAGGUAUCAUGGCUGGUUCCAACCGUUCUGGUGACCUGCAGGAUGCUCAGAAGUCCAUCCCUGUUGGUACCAUAUUAGCCAUUGCCACUACCUCCUUUAUCUAUAUGUCUUGUGUGAUUCUGUUUGGAGCCUGUGUAGACGGAGUCGUUUUGAGGGACAAGUUUGGGGAAGGUGUCAACGGUAACUUAGUUAUUGGCACGCUGGCUUGGCCCUCGCCCUGGGUCAUUGUGUUUGGCUCCUUCUUCUCCACCUGUGGGGCGGGUCUUCAGAGUUUGACAGGAGCGCCUCGCCUCCUUCAAGCCAUCGCUCGAGACGGAAUCAUUCCUUUCCUUAGGGUGUUUGGCCAUGGCAAAGCUAACGGUGAACCCACAUGGGCUCUCCUCUUGACAGCUUGUAUCUGUGAGAGUGGCAUCCUUAUUGCCUCCCUGGAUGCAGUUGCGCCCAUUCUCUCCAUGUUCUUUCUUAUGUGCUAUAUGUUUGUAAACCUGGCUUGUGCCCUGCAGACACUUCUCAGAACUCCUAACUGGAGGCCACGCUUCAAGUUCUACCACUGGGCUUUGUCACUCUUGGGCAUGAGCUUGUGUCUUACCCUUAUGUUCUUGUGCUCCUGGUACUAUGCCAUUGUUGCCAUGGUGAUUGCUAGCUGCAUCUACAAAUACAUCGAGUUCUGCGGGGCAGAGAAGGAGUGGGGUGAUGGGAUACGUGGCAUCUCUCUCAGUGCUGCCCGCUUUGCUCUUAUGAGGCUGGAGGAGGGUCCUCCUCACACUAAAAACUGGAGACCACAGAUUCUGGUGCUUGUGGGUUUGGAUGGGGAACAGAAUGUAGAGCAACCUCGACUGCUGUCGCUGACCAAUCAGCUGAAAGCGGGCAAAGGUUUGACCAUCGUGGGGGCAUGUGUGGAGGGCACUUACUUGAACAACCAACCACAGGCACAGAAAGCAGACCAAUCCUUAAGGAAGCUGAUGGAGGUUGAGAAGGUGAAGGGGUUCAGUCAGGUGGUGAUCUCUUCUAACCUUCGGGAUGCCACCUCACACCUGAUCCAGGCUGGAGGACUCGGUGGCCUUCGCCACAACACUGUGCUGGUCAGCUUCCCCAAGAACUGGAAACAGGCUGAGGAGCACCACCGUUGCAGGAACUUCAUUGAGAUUGUUAGGGAGACCACUGCGGCUCAUUUAGCCCUACUUGUGCCGAAAAACAUCUCUGCAUAUCCGUCAAAUGGUGAACGUUUCACUGAGGGACACAUUGAUGUGUGGUGGAUUGUCCAUGAUGGAGGCCUGCUCAUGCUUCUUCCCUUUCUUCUGCGCCAACACAAGGUGUGGAGGAAGUGUAAGAUGCGUAUCUUCACUGUGGCUCAGAUGGAUGACAACAGCAUUCAAAUGAAGAAAGACCUGAUAAUGUUCCUGUAUCACCUGCGGCUUGAUGCUGAGGUGGAGGUGGUGGAAAUGCAUGACAGUGACAUCUCGGCCUACACCUAUGAAAAGACCCUGGUGAUGGAGCAGCGAUCACAAAUCCUCAAGGAGAUGCAUCUUACCAAGAACGAGCGAGAGAGAGAGAUUCAGAGCAUCACAGAUGUGUCUCGUGGGUCUAUUCGGCGAAAGAACCCUUCAAAUCUGCACACUCAGAGGAGUAUCGCUGAGGAGUCAGUGGUGGGGAGUGGCCAAGAGAAACCUGAGGAGGAGUCUGUCCAUCUCUCCCAUCCUUGGCAGGUUCAGCUCAUUCAGGAAAAAAAUGCCACCCCCACCCCCACUAGCCCCACCUCCCCUACCUCUCCCACCCCAGCGGUCAUAACUCCUGGACAGGAGGUGCAGAUGACCUGGACGGAUGACACAGAGAAGGCCAAUAUCCCAGCAGUAGCCAACCCAGAAAGUGUAAAAGAUAUGUUCAACAUGAAACCGGAAUGGGAGAACCUGAAUCAGUCCAAUGUGAGACGCAUGCACCAUGCACAGAAGCUCAAUGAGGUCAUCAUUAAGAAGUCACAAGAAGCUAAACUAGUUCUGCUUAACUUGCCUGGACCACCUAAGAACCGCACUGGAGAAGAGAACUACAUGGAGUUCCUUGAGGUCUUGACUGAAGGUCUCAACAGGGUUCUCCUUGUGCGUGGAGGUGGACGUGAGGUCAUUACCAUCUACUCUUGAGAGGCUCAGCUCACCCACCAAAUAUUCCUCACUGCAUAGCCGGAAUGCCCCAGGAACCCCAACCUACACCAUGAGCAAUAACGCCCCAGCACAUAUCAGAUGACUUUGCACUACAUAGUCUAAGACCUCUAAAAAGACACCAGCUUAGUAGAUGUCACUUCUUUCACAUUCUUUUACACAUAUUAUCUCUCUAUCUUUGGAUCUUAUCUUUAUUGACUUAUUUCUCAGCUCAUGAACUCAACAACUUACAUAUUUCACAGUUCAGUAAAAGAUUGAGAUGGUCUUUGUUAAUACACUCUGAUGACUAAUUUUCAGAUGUUUUCCAGUGACACCCAACCAAAAUUUCAAUCAUUCUAAUCUUAUUUAAUAUGAACUUUUCUGAGAACACAAAGCUCUUAAGGGGUGGCCAGACUAGAUUUUAAGCAUGCAAAAUUACUUAAGGUUUAUGUUUUUUCAUAUAGAACAAGAACGCUAAAUUGAGAGUUUCCUACAUAUUGAUUUUCAGCCAAGUGGUCAAUCUGUGACAUUUAGAUCAUAUAUUGGUCAAACACCUUAUUGCUAAUAGAAUUCGUCAGUCAAAGUUUACCAAGUUUACCAAAGAAAUUAUACCAACAUUUCUUUGUAUGUAUUUAUAUGCAUACAGUAUAAAUGGAAGUAAACAGAUCUCAAAAUCUAGUAUGACCACACCAUAACACAGUGUCCUAACCAAAUGCGUUGAGCGACAGCACACUUUGUCGAUCGCUUGGUUAUUAUUUUUGCUGCAACGCAUUGUGUAGCCCCAUCUACAGUGAAUUCUCAUCGGCUUCCACAUAGCUGUAUAUGAAACAUCAAAUAUUUCCUUCUUGGCUGUUUAUGUGAAGUGCGCAGCAUUUUUGCUUUCGGUGUGGACAGAUAAAUUGCUUGUCCCUGGAAACUUUUGUAACCCACUGGUUAGGACAGCGUGUUAGACUUUAUAUAGCUAAUGAUUUUCUUCCUCUACUGUCACUCCAUUGUUCUAUUGUUUGUCAUAGGGUGAAUAGAGAGGUGAACUAUUUAUUUGUUGAAAAAAGUCUUCCAGUGUACCAUGUAAUUGUCUAAGGUGUGUUUUUACACCAAGGACAGAACUGACCAGGGUUUAUUGUGAGCCAGGUGUAAGCACUCCAGAGGUUUUUACUUCUGGAUCAGUGACUAUCAGCUUUGCCCUUCAUUAUUGCAUGUCUUCUUGUCUACAUCGGCCUUCUACAAGUCAUGUACAACAUGAGAGUGUGUGACUGUCUCUGUGUGUGUGUACUGGUGUAGAUUUGGAGGGUUUUUAAUCGCAGAAUAUUGACAACUUUGUUCCUUUCAUAAAUAUGUUCACUUAAUCCAUGGAACUGAAAAAUAGUAGACAUAUUAGACAUUAAUUGUAUUGCUCAAUCCACACAUAUGUGUACAUACUGUGGAGAAUGAGAGUUAUAAAAAUCUGAAUAGAAUCUGCUGUAUAAUGAAAACCCAUAUACAGUUUAAAUAUUCAGUACAGAUAUAACCCUGAAUAGUCUUAUUUAAACAGUAGAAUUACAUAUAUCUUAAGGGAAUGUAAAUAGAAAAGGGAAUAAAAUAACAUUUACAUUUAAAAUAUUUAUUUACAAAAAUAUUUAUUAUUUGAUUGAUUGUAAAAAUGGUCUAAAAAUGGAAUUUACAUCUCUUGCCAAAUCAUAAAAUAUUGUGCCAUAUGAAGACCAUAAACAGAACAUCUAAAAAAACAAAAACAAAUAAAUAAUUCUUAUCUUUACAUUUUCAUAUAAAAAAGGAAAGUGCUGGGUUAGAUGUUGUAACAUUAACACAUAUCAUGUAUCUGAUAUUACCAGUUAUUUUGUAAAGCAGAUCCAGUUUUAUCUUAGUAACAUUUUCUCACAGAAAUUAUCCUUUUUCACCAGAUCAGAUGUUAACAAAAAUAUAUUUUAACAGCAUAAUAUUUGUCUAAUGUUUGUCAUGAAUGUCUGAGAUUUACUUUUAUUUUUCACAUUUGUAAAGACACUAAUUUGCUACAGUACGUAUAAGCAUCAUCUGUGAAAGAGUGAUGCAGACUGUUCAAAUCACGAGCACGAGAUAUUUAGUUUAUGUGUGGUAGAAAUAGAAAAUAUAAAACAAAUUUAACAAAAGAGUUUGUAAAAUUGCAAUGAUGAAAAAAAGAAAUAUAUUAGAAAACCUAAUAGGCUAGUAAAACAAAUAUUGUUGUGUGUAACUGUGAGACUUUAAAAAGACAAAUAUGUUACUAACUGUAUGUUUUUAACUUUCAAAUCAAAUUGUGCUGAGUUUGCUGCUACCUUCAUUCAAAUGUAAAUAUAUCGCAUCCCUGCCCCCUAAAAAAAACUAAAGAAUGAAAGCAAAAAGUAUGAAAAGAAUAUUUAUAGACUAUUUUCAUUAUAUUGAAAGUGUGUAUUCAGACACCCAAGUUAGUUGAAAGUGAUUUCUCACAAAAUAUUUUACAGGGUUUUGAGUACUACAACUCUACUAGAAAAAUGUCUAGAUUAUCUAGUUAAUAAAAUGAGAGUUUAUCACGAUGCCAUUGUCAGUCUGUCCGAAUUUGUAUUAAGCUUACCUCAUCGUACCUCAAAUGUAGUCUUGUCAAAGUUUACACUAAAGUAUACUCAAAAAAUAUUUUAGCCUAUUUUUAAGA
Myxocyprinus asiaticus (Chinese sucker) is the source of this 6213-nucleotide messenger RNA. RefSeq names its product solute carrier family 12 member 5-like. Gene Ontology annotation, biological process: potassium ion import across plasma membrane; potassium ion homeostasis; chloride ion homeostasis. Gene Ontology annotation, molecular function: potassium:chloride symporter activity. The coding region runs from base 195 to 3575 and encodes 1126 amino acids. The transcript has 26 exons. Gene Ontology annotation, cellular component: membrane. NCBI's taxonomy places the organism in Eukaryota, Metazoa, Chordata, Actinopteri, Cypriniformes, Catostomidae. The record is from RefSeq and is a predicted model, not a curated record.